CGCGCCGGCGAGAGCAGGGGCCCGCCCGGCUCCCCGCCCGCCCGCCGCGGCCCGAACUCAUGCGGCGCGGAGCGAGCGAGCCGCGCGGAGCCCAGCGGCGCCUUGGCCGAGCCCCUCCGCAGCAGGCUGCCUGCUGUUUCCCGGGGAGAUCAUGAAACGAGGUCGCCUUCCCAGCAGCAGUGAGGAUUCUGACGACAAUGGCAGCCUGUCAACUACUUGGUCCCAGAAUUCCAGAUCCCAGCAUAGGAGAAGCUCCUGCUCCAGACAUGAAGAUCGAAAGCCUUCGGAGGUGUUUAGGACAGACCUGAUCACGGCUAUGAAGUUGCAUGACUCCUACCAGCUGAACCCGGAUGAGUACUAUGUGUUGGCAGAUCCCUGGAGGCAGGAGUGGGAGAAAGGAGUCCAGGUGCCAGUGAGCCCCGGGACCAUCCCUCAGCCCGUGGCCAGUAGGGUCGUGUCUGAAGAGAAGUCCCUCAUGUUUAUCAGGCCCAAGAAAUACAUCGUCUCCUCGGACUCUGAGCCUCCCGAGUUGGGCUAUGUGGACAUCCGAACACUGGCUGACAGUGUGUGUCGUUAUGACCUCAACGACAUGGAUGCUGCGUGGCUGGAACUGACCAAUGAAGAAUUUAAGGAGAUGGGAAUGCCUGAACUAGAUGAGUACACCAUGGAAAGGGUCCUGGAGGAAUUUGAACAACGAUGCUAUGACAACAUGAACCAUGCUAUCGAGACUGAAGAAGGACUGGGGAUUGAAUAUGACGAAGAUGUUGUCUGUGAUGUCUGCCAGUCGCCUGAUGGUGAGGACGGCAACGAGAUGGUGUUCUGUGACAAAUGUAACAUCUGUGUGCACCAGGCCUGUUAUGGAAUCCUCAAGGUGCCAGAGGGCAGUUGGCUGUGCCGAACAUGUGCCCUGGGGGUGCAGCCGAAGUGUUUGCUGUGUCCCAAGAAAGGUGGAGCGAUGAAGCCAACCCGCAGUGGAACCAAAUGGGUCCACGUCAGCUGUGCUCUGUGGAUCCCUGAGGUGAGCAUCGGCAGCCCCGAGAAGAUGGAGCCCAUCACCAAGGUCUCGCACAUCCCCAGCAGCCGGUGGGCGCUUGUGUGCAGCCUCUGCAACGAGAAGUUUGGGGCCUCCAUACAGUGUUCCGUGAAGAACUGCCGCACGGCCUUCCACGUGACCUGUGCUUUCGAUCGGGGCCUGGAGAUGAAGACCAUCCUGGCAGAGAAUGAUGAAGUUAAGUUCAAGUCCUACUGCCCAAAGCACAGCUCCCAUAGGAAGCCCGAGGAGAGCCUGGGCGAGGGGGCCUCUCAGGAGAACGGAGCCCCUGAGCGUUCCCCCCGGAAUCCACUGGAGCCCUUCACCAGCUUGGAGCAGAACCGGGAGGAGGCCCACCGGGUGAGUGUGCGGAAGCAGAAGCUGCAGCAGCUGGAAGACGAGUUCUACACCUUCGUCAACCUGCUCGAUGUUGCCAGGGCCCUGCGGCUGCCUGAGGAGGUGGUGGAUUUCCUGUACCAGUACUGGAAGCUGAAGAGGAAGGUCAACUUCAACAAGCCCUUGAUCACUCCAAAGAAAGACGAAGAGGACAAUCUAGCCAAGCGGGAGCAGGAUGUCUUGUUUAGGAGGCUGCAGCUGUUCACGCACCUGCGGCAGGACCUGGAGAGGGUUCGGAACCUCACUUACAUGGUGACCCGCAGGGAAAAGAUUAAACGAUCUGUGUGCAAAGUCCAGGAACAGAUAUUCAAUCUUUACACUAAGCUCUUGGAGCAAGAAAGAAUUUCAGGUGUGCCUUCUUCCUCCUGCUCCUCCUCCUCACUGGAAAACAUGCUUUUGUUUAACAGUCCUUCUGUGGGCCCUGAUGCUCCCAAGAUAGAAGACUUGAAGUGGCAUUCUGCGUUCUUCAGGAAACAAAUGGGUACUUCUUUGGUUCAUUCACUGAAAAAGCCCCAUAAGCGAGAUCCAUUGCAGAAUAGCACUGGGAGCGAAGGCAAAAGUCUGCCGAAGCCGCCAGACCUAUGUGGUCGAAGGGAGGGGACGGCGGGCCCAGAGAGCUUUUUGAGUUUGGAAAAGACCUUUGCAGAAGCACGUAUCAUAUCAGCACAACAGAAAAAUGGUGUGGUGAUGCCAGACCCCGGGAAAAGGAGAGACAAUCGUUUUCAUUGUGAUCUCAUUAAGGGAGACUUAAAAGACAAACCUUUUAAACAGAGUCACAAGCCUCUCAGGUCCACAGAUGUGUCCCAGAGGCAUCUGGACAACACACGAGCCGCCACCUCCCCAGGAGCGGGGCAGUCAGCGCCCGGCACCAGGAAGGAGAUAGUGCCCAAGUGCAACGGCUCCCUCAUCAAAGUAAACUAUAACCAGACUGCAGUCAAAGUGCCUACAACACCUGCCAGCCCAGUGAAGAACUGGGGAGGAUUCCGGAUUCCAAAGAAGGGGGAGCGGCAGCAGCAGGGAGAGGCCCACGAGGGGGCCUGCCACCAGCACUCAGACUACCCGUACUUGGGCUUAGGCCGAGUUCCAGCCAAGGAAAGGGCAAAAAGCAAAUUAAAAUCCGACAAUGAGAAUGACGGGUAUGUCCCUGAUGUAGAAAUGAGUGACUCAGAGAGUGAGGCAUCAGAAAAGAAAUGUAUACACGCCAGCAGCACUAUCAACAGGAGGACAGACAUUAUCAGGAGAAGCAUCUUGGCCUCCUGAUGGAGAGGGCGCACUGGGGGCUUGCCAUCCAUCGGGCAUGCCAGAGGAGAGUGCUGACACAGUGGACAGGCAGAAACAAUCCGUUACUCCUGAGCUAUAAACACAUGUACUUGUGAUUCAGACCCAUUUUAUCGCCCAUCAUUUAUAAAUCAUUGUGAGAUAUUUGUGUUAUUUGCAACUUGUUGAGGAAAUAUAAGAGUAGAUUGUAACUGUAAGACACUGCUCAGACUAGAGCCUGAAUUCAACACUAAAACGAGAACGAGUGAAAUAAGUUUUAAAGAGGGCAAGGCUUAAAUAAGCCUGGUGAGUUUUUAUUUUCCUCUGGAUUCUUUCCAAAGCACAAACUCUUGGUUACCUGAAUAUGUACCCUAUCAAACAUGGUUCUUGAGAAACCCUCAUGCACCAUUUAAUAGCCCAUAAAACUUAUUUUCUAGGACUGUGGUAGAUCUUGAAAUCAUAUUUAUACUUUGGCCCACAAGGCUGUUUUUGUUGCAUUACCAUGUACAGGCAGCAGCUCUGAAGCUUCAGUAAUUCUAGGAAAUUCAUGUGUAAAUACAGCAGAUGGGGGAGAGAGAAUUGAAGGUCAUCACUGGAAGAGCUGAUGGGAUUGCUGCAGUUUGGAGAUCUAGGGUACAUGUAGCACAAAGUCCCUUGAGUGGGUGUGGAUACAGGACUGGCAGGAGUGAAGCCAUUAGGAGAGUUCUGUCUAUGAGAAAGGGCAGUUGAGGUCCAAUUUUUACCAGACCUCUUGACUUUCCUUUUCCCUAACCACUGGCCCUUGGGAUUUUCCUGGCCAUUGGCAGUACCUGGCCAUCUGGCUUCCAACAACACAAUGGCUAUUCAAGUUCAAGCAAUGAACUUCCAGACUCUGGUGACUCAGACUUCCCAGAGCCAACCACUAGUGCAUAUGUUGGGGAAUCCGGGCUUCCAACAUGAACGGAUUCCUUAAAAAAAAAAAAAAAAAAAAAGAUUAAAAAAAAAGGAAAAAGAAAAAAGCAAAAUAGGUUAUAUUUUAAAAACAAUAGAAGGGCAAUAAGUUGCGAUAAGCUCUUGUCAUUGACCAAGGUUAUACAGGAAAGAGGUUGAUGUCUACCCUUGAGUAAGUUUUCUGGAGUCAGAUCUAAGCUUUUAUUCGUAACUUACACUUUCUAAUUGCAAAUGGCAAUAACUAGUAAGUGAUCAGCAAUAAUAAAUUUAGCAUUAAAUUUGAGUACAAUGUUCUGUUUUUGCACUUAUUGUAGUGCAUAUGUAUUAAGACAGUGGAUAGUGUUAAGGUCCUGUUAAUUUUCUUUGGAAUUUAAUGUAGUUGUGAAUCAAAUUUAAGAGAAAGCAAGUUUAAAUAGCAACGAGAUUUAGAAUUAUGGGCACUUGGAACAAGCCCGACUUCCCCUAAACUGCCCCUUAGUUUGUUAAUAUCAGUAUUCCGAUUCUGAUUGAUUUAUACAUCUGUUUCCAUGUGGCAGGGACAUUCUGAUACUUCAUGAAUAAUGCUUGAGUUCUGUAGUUAACUUUCAAGUCUUCCAGAUGAUUGUCAACAACGAAAAGGCUUAUUGAAUUCCAUCUUGCUAUGCAAGUUUUAUCAGAUGAUCAGAUAGUAGAUCUGACGCAUCCCCAUUGUAUGUGUGACAUUUGCAAACCAAGUCUUAACUUUCUGAGUACGUUUCUAGCUAAUUCAGGGGAGGGGAAAGAAUGACCCAGGUUUUUAGACUGUCUAUUUUUGAGCGAUGGGGGCUCAUUUUGAGACUGCUGUCCAGAUAAGUUUGUUGCUACCAAUCUGAGAAGGUUCUUAUGGAUCCAGGUUGGACCUUGGCUUGUAGCAUAAUUUAAAAAUCUUUUUUUUUUUUUUUUUGCAUAUGAGCAAAAACCUUUUGCUGGAUUCAGGAGAAGGUGGACUCUAUCUGCAGUUAUCUUUUGACUACAGCAGCAGCCCUGGGUGAGAGGAGUAGGAUUUAUAGAGAGAGAAUUUGUUAAGCCAUAGAAAGAAAAUCGAAAUUAAUUCUCGUAAGCAUAUGACCUCUCACCAUUUUAAGAGGUACCAGAGUCGUUUGCACUAUUAGGAAUGCUAGUUUUGUGCAAAAAUAAUGCCUUACCUGUUUUUCCCCCCAUAUUUAGGUUGAAAAGCUUUCAAACGUUCCAAGUUAUGCUGAACCAAAAAAUAAAAAACAAAAAAUAAACCCAUACAAAACACAUACAAAAAA
This is a messenger RNA of Loxodonta africana (African savanna elephant), 4884 nucleotides long. It is a transcript of the gene JADE1, whose product is annotated as jade family PHD finger 1. Bases 152 to 2686 code for a protein of 844 amino acids. The transcript is spliced from 11 exons. Gene Ontology annotation, biological process: regulation of transcription by RNA polymerase II. Lineage: Eukaryota; Metazoa; Chordata; Mammalia; Proboscidea; Elephantidae. The record is from RefSeq and is a predicted model, not a curated record. Gene Ontology annotation, cellular component: histone acetyltransferase complex.